UGGGCAUUCAUUUCAAGAACUUUUCGGAGCCAAGACGCAGGAUAGAUAGUGUGAAAAAGAACUAAAAAAGAUAGAAAGAGGGCUCAAAGAAGCAGCAUCAAGUCCCGGCAAAGCGGUGGAGCCGGGAGCCAAGGGGGAGCUAUGCCAUCUCCCGCCGAGUGGAGCCCAGUCCUCCUGCGUCGUCAACGCGUGUCGGAGCUCCAGCAUGGUGCCCCUCUCCGGACCCUGGACCCACCGUCUCGCCCCCGGGAGACCCCCGCUGCUGCUUCUGCUCCUCAUUCUUGCCGGCGCCCUCUCGUCGCCGGAGCCGUGCCUGCUGCCGCCGUCGUCGUGCCACAUCCUCGCCCGGAUCGGACACACCGUGCGCCUCGGCGCGCUGCUGCCCGCCCGCCAGCCGGCACGGAUACAGAACGCGCUCAACCGCGCCCUAGCUAGCCUCCGGCACCAGAGCGCCGCCGCCUCCACCUCGGACUCGUCCGCCGGCACCACAACCUCGACCACCCCGGGAACUGGUGGCAACCCUUCACGGGGCGUCCCGUUGCUGCCCUACAACCUCAGCCUGGAGGUGCUGGCUCGCUCCCCGUCCGGAUGGGACCCGGUGUCACUGUACCGGAGCACCUGCCAGGAGCUGGUGGUGCGCGGGGUGUCCGCCGUGCUCGCCUUUCCGCGCUCCACAGAGGAGCUCGUCCAGGUGGAGUUCCUCUCCUCUUUCCUGGAGACCCCUUUCAUCUCCAUCCUGGAGGACACGGAGCCUCUUGUCACCAAGAAUGCAUUCCACCUGCAGAUGUCGGCUCGCGUGCCUCCAUCCUCCCUGGGCGGUCUGCUGCUGGCCGUGCUGCAGGGGGUCGAAGGCGAGAGGGGAGGCAAUGAGGAAGGCGGCUGGGGCGGCGCGGCCGUGCUUUGCCCUGGCUGGGAGGAGGGCAGCGACGGGCUGCUGUCCCACCUGCAGACCCACAGCGGGGCCACCUGGCACCUGUGGGAUGUGGUCAAUCUGACACGGGUCUCAAGCGGCGGACGAGGCGAGGCUAGCGAGGAGAGGCGUGAGGACCAGAAGGAAGAAGAGGUCAUGCGGAUCCUCUCUGCACGCUUACUGCAGGCCGCCUCGCCUGUCUCCAGCGUCCUCCUGCUGGGCUCGGAUCCGGAGUGUCUCUCCUCGGUGCUGCGGGCUGCCCAGCGGCUUGCCCCUUCGCUGCCGGCCCUGCAGUGGAUCAUGGGAUACCCUCUGUCACCAGACUCCCUGCAUACCUUGGGGGGUCCGCUCGGCCUGCUGGCGUACGGGGAGGUUGGGCGCAAGCCCAUCAGCUUCUACAUUCGCGAUGCGCUGCAGCUGAUCGGUCGAGCCGUCACUGUGGCGGCCGUGGCAAGGCCCGAUUUGGCGCUGAUACAGAAUGUGGUCAACUGUUACGACAAACCGACGCGACGAGAACCGCCUUCUUCGGGGCGGUACCUGUCAAGGUUUUUCCCCAAUACCUCCUUCACCGGUGCCACUGGCCUCAUCCAAGUGGACGCCCGUCUCUCUCGAGUACUUUCCUCACAACUCUUCCACGUUUGGAGCCUCAAAAGGGGCGCUCUGGGCCAGCCGGCUUGGGUUACAGUGGGCCAGUGGUCCCGAGGCAGACUGGAGUUGGAGGGCGGCAUCCAUGGUCUGGUUGGAGGCUUCAGCAGCAGCCAGGGUCAAGGUCUCGGCGCUGGGGUGAGGGGUGGUGACAGUCAAGGAGACUUUAACACCGGAGGACGCUGGAGGCCUGGGCUUUCAGUGGAAGGUCACCGUCUGCGGGUGGUGACACUAGUGGAGCACCCUUUUGUUUUUACUCGUGAAGUGGAUGAGGAUGGCCUGUGUCCAGCUGGACAGCUCUGCCUGGACCCCAGGACCAACAGGACAGAUGUAAUACAAGGACUCUUCAACCAGCUCCAUAACCCUAAUGCAUCAGCGGCAGACUGGGACAUCAACGGCCUGCCAGAGGACCUGCGCAAGUGUUGCUACGGCUACUGCAUCGACCUGCUGGAGAAGCUCGCUGAGGAUAUGGGCUUCACCUUCGACCUUUACAUCGUGGGGGACGGGAAGUACGGGGCUAUGAGCAGCAGCGGCCGCUGGACCGGCCUGGUCGGCGACCUAAGGAGCGGCACGGCGGACAUGGCGGUCACCUCGUUUUCCAUCAACUCGGCCAGGAGCAGAGUCAUUGACUUCACUUCGCCCUUCUACUCCACCAGCCUGGGCAUCCUGGUGCGCAGUCGGGACACCGCCGCCCCCAUCGGUGCAUUCAUGUGGCCCCUGCACUGGUCCAUGUGGGUGGGCAUCUUCGUCACGCUUCACCUCACCGCACUCUUCCUCACUCUGUACGAGUGGAAUAGCCCCUUCGGCAUGACCCCCCACGGGCGAAACAGAGUGCGAGUGUUCUCCUAUUCCUCCGCCCUCAACCUCUGCUACGCCAUCCUGUUCGGACGCACCGUCGCCACCAAGACUCCUAAAUGCUGGACGGGCCGCUUCUUGAUGAACCUAUGGGCCAUAUUUUGCCUCCUGGUGCUCUCCAGCUACACUGCAAACCUGGCUGCCGUUAUGGUUGGCGAAAAGACAUUCGAACAAGUAUCGGGAAUCCACGACGACAAGCUGCACCAUCCCUCGCUGGGCUUCCGAUUCGGCACGGUACGCGAGAGCAGCGCCGAGGAUUACAUGAAGAAGAGCUUCCCCGAGAUGCACGACUACAUGCGACGCUUCAACCAGCCUACCACCCCUGAAGGCGUACGCAUGCUCAAGACAGAUCCUCCAACUCUGGAUGCCUUCAUCAUGGACAAAGCCCUGCUGGACUUCGAGGUGUCCAUCGACGCAGACUGUAAGCUGCUCACUGUGGGCAAGCCAUUCGCCAUUGAAGGAUACGGCAUAGGCCUGCCGCAAGGCUCCCCUCUGACCCGCAACGUGUCUGAGUUUGUGAGCCGCUACAAGUCGGACGGCUUCAUGGACAUGCUGCAUGACAAAUGGUACAAGGUGGUUCCCUGCGGGAAGCGUGUCUUCGCUGUGACCGAGACGCUCCAGAUGGGCAUCCAGCAUUUCUCGGGCCUGUUUGUCCUGCUGUGCAUGGGGGUGGGUGGUGCCUUGCUGACCUUGGCGGGCGAGCACACCUUCUACCACCUGGUCAUCCCACGUCUCCGUCGCAGACACACGUUGCAGUACUGGCUUCAUACCAGCCAGAAAAUUCACCGAGCUCUCCACACGGCGUAUGAGGACGAAGACAAAGAACUGACUGGCCUUGAACAAAACGCCUCUACUUGCAUCUCGGAGAACUGCAGCCUUCACAGGAAGCAGCAUCAGCAACCUCCGCCGCCGUCCCCUCCCAAAUCCCUCCCCGCAUCCAGCUCGGCGGCAAACAGCGGCAGCUCCUCAUCACCGUCUCACGAGCCAAAGGAAAAGAGAGUCCACUUUGAUCUGGACACCCUCCAUAGCUACCGCCUGCGCACCCACACCGCCUCGGUGCGGGGACGCCCCGGUAUGGUUGGCCGACCCGGGUUGGGCCUCAGCGGUUUGGGUCUCCCCAGCCUGGGGAAUUUGGGCUUCCAAGCCAACGGGGGCCCCGUUUCUGCGCUUGCGUCCUCGGGAUUGGUGCUGUCUCCUCUGGGUGGCAGGGGAGGCCAGACUGGCCUUUGGGAAGGGGAGCUCCAAGAGCUCCAGGAAAAAAUCGAGAUCUUCCGGAACCAGUUGAGGGAGGCCCUUGCCAGAAGAGCGGAGAUCCAGACAAGCCUGCAGAGGGAGCGCAGCGGGGUGGUGCGCCGAGACACCAGCCUAGAGAGGGAGAGGGACCGGUUGCAGGUCCAAACUAUCAGCACAGACAAGAGCAGCGGCGCCCAGACCGACAGAACCAAUCAGACUCUCAACAACCAGCCUCAGCAGGCCAUUCCUGGGAACAUUGCCUUUGGAAGAAGCGGUCAACUGAACACAGUUGAAAGCCUGGAGCGAGGGCGAUCCCCCCAGUUACGUACGGUCCCCACCACGACGGAGGAACGGAGCGGCCAGUCGCGCACCGCUUCCUCCGCCAGUUUGGACAGAAGUCGGCUCGGCCAAACCGGCGCCGUCCAGUCUGCUCGGAACACGCUGAGUCUUGACCGGCAGAAAGUCAGCCUGACGCGUGUUCUCAGCACUUUGGAGAGGACAAGAGCCAGCCAUUCAGACGCAGGGGGCGAGACUUGAUUUGAUUUGACUUCCUUUUCUGGUGGAGAAAAAACUAGUGCGUAGCCGCGGGAAGACAUAAUUAUUAGAGACAAAAUACAACAGGCUCAUUUUCUACAUCUUCGAGAAAGAAAUCCGAAUAUAAAACACCCCAUUUUUCCACUGGCUUUGAGAAGCACACCAGCAAGAGCACACUUGAAGUAAAAUAAAAUAUUAAUCCCUAAGUGGUGAAUAAAAGUGAGAAUAAUUUCUAUUUCAAACCCUAUGACUUUAAUUUGAUAUUCAUUCCUAUUCAUCCAAUAAUUUGAAUGGUUAUAUAAUUGUGUGAAUGCUGGAAGCACUUCUACAUUCUUCCUCUAAUUUAAACCAACUAACAAUCAUCUCUCAAAAAUUCCCACAUUCAUAUAACUCCCCAUUCUUUUUCAAUGAGACAGUCAGCAAAGAAGUUCAACAUUACUUUCCUGUUUCAUACUACAAAUGUUCAGCUCAUUGAGAACUUUAUAUGCAUUACAAAAAUUCCCACAUUACCCAAAUUCUACAUUAACCCUUAGAUGCACAAGUUACUGGACCUUACAGUCUUCCAUAAGUGGGUCAAAAAUGACCCAUAUUAGAACCAAUGUGUUUUUAUGCCAUUUUGGUGAAAAAUUAUCACUUAUCAAUUAUAUUAAUUAGUAUUA
This is a messenger RNA of Corythoichthys intestinalis (scribbled pipefish), 4836 nucleotides long. RefSeq names its product glutamate receptor, ionotropic, N-methyl-D-aspartate 3Ba (gene grin3ba). The record is from RefSeq and is a predicted model, not a curated record. NCBI's taxonomy places the organism in Eukaryota, Metazoa, Chordata, Actinopteri, Syngnathiformes, Syngnathidae. Gene Ontology annotation, cellular component: plasma membrane. The transcript has 12 exons. Gene Ontology annotation, molecular function: NMDA glutamate receptor activity. Gene Ontology annotation, biological process: monoatomic ion transport; ionotropic glutamate receptor signaling pathway. The coding region runs from base 206 to 4180 and encodes 1324 amino acids.